Brassica napus (rape) is the source of this 3915-nucleotide messenger RNA. RefSeq names its product pectinesterase inhibitor 2. Gene Ontology annotation, molecular function: pectinesterase inhibitor activity. The transcript has a single exon. Bases 3205 to 3735 code for a protein of 176 amino acids. The record is from RefSeq and is a predicted model, not a curated record. NCBI's taxonomy places the organism in Eukaryota, Viridiplantae, Streptophyta, Magnoliopsida, Brassicales, Brassicaceae. Gene Ontology annotation, biological process: negative regulation of catalytic activity.
CAAAAACUAAAACUAAAAACUAAAAACGAAAAUCAAAAUCAAAAUCUAAAAACUAAAACUAGAAACUAAAAUCAAAAACUAAAAUCUAAAAGCCAGAAACUAAAACCAAAAACUAGUGAAACAAUCAUCACCUUAGUUUCAUAGAUUUCCCACUUUGUUCCUUAGCUUGAAACGGAAUGUUUAACGGAAUGUUUAAGGUGAUGAUUGUUUCUGGUUUUUGUUUUAGUUUCUGGUUUUUGUUUUCUCAAAAACUAUUUUUUCUCCAAUCAAGUUUUAGAUUUUAGUUUUAGUGUUUGUAAAAACCAUUUGAUUUGCCAAUCAAGUUUUUUAACAAAUAGAUUCCCUAAAAUUUAGGGAAACUAGUUUUUCAAAGUUUUAAACAACUUAUGAAUAAAAACCAAAAACCAACUUUUGUGGGUUUUUAAAGGAAAAAACGAAUUUGUUUCUUUUUGUACAUAAAAUAUCAUUUAAAUAAUAAUGUAAAAUAAUUAUUUGUAUUUUAUAUCUGUAAAAUAAUUUAGGUAUUUAUAUAUAGUAUAAGUAAUUGCAAAGAAUUAGUUAUCUAUUUCUAUAAAUAAAAUUAUUGAAUAAUUAUAACAAUUAUUAGACACAUUCAAAAUAACUAAAAUUAUAAAAAAUAGAAAAUGUUUUAGUAACUAAAAAUAUUAUAGUAAUUUAAGAAAAAUAGCAAUUCAAGAUUAAAAAAAUAAAAGUAAUUUAUAAAGAAAAUUUAUACAUAGUUUCAAAAUUUUAAUAUUUUAAUUUUGCAUAAUUUAUAGAUAUUUUUAUUUUUUGUUCUAAUAUAAUACUUAAAAUAAAAUAAUUUUAAAACAUUUUAAUGUAUUUUUAUUUUUAAUUAAAAAUCACUGUUUUUGAUAGAUUUUGUUUGUAAUUUCUAUAUAUUUUAUUGCUAUUUUUUGCUUAAAGAAUGUCUCAAUCAUCUUUUAAAAAACUAAAAAUACUGCAAAAUUAAAAACCAAAACCAAAAGCUAGAAACCAAAAUCAAAAACUGAAAACCAAAACAAAAACUUAAAAAUCAAAAACCAAAAUCUAAAAACUAAAACCAAAAUCUAAAAACCAAAAACUAAAACUAAAAACUAGUUCAAACAAUCAACACCUAAAUCUCACACAAGGAUUAUUCUCUUGUAUCAAAAAUUGCAUGUUUAAAAGACUGCUUAAGUUUCUUCAGUUCCUAAAUAUAAAUGUUUUACAUAAUUUUGAUAUUCUAAUAUAUAAGAUGUUUUCAUUUUUCUAGGUAAUUUUUACUUUAUUAAAAAAUGUGUAUCCAGUCAUAUUUUAAUAGUCUAUUUUAUAAUUGGUUGAAUACCAUUAGUUUUAUAGUUUUAAUGAUAUUUUCUUAAUAAAAAGUUGUUUUCUUAAUAUGUGUGUUUCUACAUAAACAUAUUAUAUUUUUGAGAACAGAGAGAGUAUAUAUAUAUCUUAUGUUUCGAGUUAGAGUUCUUUUUAAUUAUGUGUGAGCUUUACCAUGCAUGAACCGGAGGUCAUCUCUGCAAUAAGCGUCAAGGAAACGAAAGUGACACCCAUAGCCAAAGCCAAACGAGUUCCUAGGAAAUGAAAGUGACACCAUGCCUAAAGCAAAGCAUAUCGGACUACUCCUGAUGAUGUUGCUUUAAAUGUCCCAAAGCUUUCUAUCUUUUCUUUUCCUUUUUCUUGGACAACCCUAAAGGAUGUAAUAAAUUGAACGCAUAUUUAAGUUUUAAUUCUAUUUUGAUUCUCAAAACCAGAGUAAAUGCAAUUCUUUUGUAGUUCAUUUUAUCUUUUAAGCAUCUAUACUUAUUUUAUCUAUCGGUGAUAUACUGUUAUUAUCUAAUAUAUAUACAUUACAUAUUAGAAUACACACAACUAUUCUUCUACAUCCAAUAAUGUUUUUCCUUGUAUCACAAGAAACAUGUUUUCCAUACAGUUUUUUUUGUUAAUUAGGAAGAGUUUAGACCUGGCUUAGGAGCAAGCUUUGUUGACACCAAUGAUACGGCGUAAAGCACUGCGUCCACCAUAUUUCGAACUAAGAGCACAACAUCAAGCAAUGCAUGUACUUCACCAUUAACCUACCAUGUCACUUGGAUAUUUCCUCAAUAUUUCUCGUUCGUUAUUGGUCACUCCUUUGUCUUAAUAUCUUUUCUCCGACUGACAAAGUCAACAAAGGCACUAGUGUACCAACUCUGCUCAACACCGUCAAAACUUUACAAACACGUCUAUAUCGCUUCGCUGAACUCUGACCUAAAACCGUUCACCCUCGACUUACACGGUCUAGUCGGUAUGGUCAUCCAAAAGACUUCGUUGGGGUACAAGAACCUAAAGAUGACAAAAAGGCUUAGCGAGAAACACCACUGAUCCAAACCUCCAGAUUCCAUAUAGGUCUUGCGCGACAGGUUAUGAGUUAUCGAUCCAUCAAAGCCCUCGAGGGAGCUAAAGACUUUUGUGAGCUCUGAGGAGAAUACCUGUUAGCAAGUAAGAUAGCUUUUAACGCAUUUGAUAGUAUAACUAUAUAGCGAAGCCAUGCAUGAAGGCCAGACAAUGCCAGUUUACGUGUAUCCACGCAAUUUGAUGUUUGAAAAAAUGUGUAACAUUGAAUAAGGUUUUCUCCAGACCUUUAGACGUUUUGAUUCUAUGGCAAAAAACUAUUAAAUGUCAUUGACUCUGGUCUAAUGACCUAAAAGCCAAUGGAUGCAUACACACGCAUAGUCACAUUAUAAUAUCUUAUAUCUUUUUUCUUUUUUUUUGUCAUUUCAAACAAUAACUUACUUGAAUAUUUGAACCAAAUACAAGGUGUCCAAAAAAACCAACACCACAAAAAGGCAUAAAGUAUAAAGCUACCAAUAGGAGCAUAAACCACUCAAAACAGUGUAGAAAGAUAACACGGCACAGGGAAGAUAAGCCGAUGUAAAGCCUGGAGGCUUCAAGCAAUCUUCCUCGCUUCAGGCUUAGGCUAAAGCUUCCUGCUGAAUUCUAGACUCCAACCAUGCUGGACCCUUGUUCCCCACGUAAGACUGUAAUCUAUGAUCCCUUGUGACACUUCCUGCAAUCUCCAAGGCUACAUAGUUAUUUCUCUAUCUUUUAUUAGAACUUGUGGUCUAACCAAGAAUCAUAAACAGCAACAAUCCUGUCCAAGAACUUUUAUUAAUAAUUCUAGUGGAUAUAAUAAACCGCAAGCAUCUAUAAAUACUUUACCAAAAAGAACCAAAGAUGGCAACAAAUAUGAUGAACAAGUACGUACUUGUACUAUCUUGUCUGAUCUUUUUUGUAAUGAUUGGUUCCUUAAACGCAAAACCUGCAGACAUAAAAGCAAUUUGCGGGAAAGCAAAAAACGCAUCCUUCUGCACAAACUACAUGAAAUCAAACCCAAAGACAUCAGGUGCUGAUAUCAAAACGCUUGCAACGAUCACAUUAGACUCUGCACAAACAAGCGCAUCAGGAGCUAUGAACAAGAUUACACCUAUUGCCGAUGAAGAACCUAAACGCGCUUUGAGGAGUGGAUACGUCUUGUGCGUGCAGAGUUACAGGAGUACAAUCAGAUAUCUCGGUGAAGCUAAGAAGAGCCUAGCGUCAGGAGAUGUCCGAGGGCAGAACAUCAAUGUUUCAGACUCUAUGAGAUCAUCUACAUACUGUCAAGAUGAAAUGUUGAAAGUCAAAGGUGAUCCGUCGGUUGUGAAGGACGGUGGUGAUUUUCAGAAUAUUUGUAGCAUUGUUCUUGUCAUCUCCAAGAUGAUGAUGUGAUAAAAAAAAGGGCUACAUGAAACAGUUAUACAUGUAUGUUACAUAUACACAGUCAAUAAUUAACCUAUAGUUUCUUCCCUAUUUAUUUUUACAUAGUUCACCAUAUCGGCCCUGUUCAUUUACGUAUCGCGCAACCUGCGACCUGCGACUGAUUGCAGGUCGCAGCCUCGCAGGUUGUUG